GUGACCCGCUCCUCCAGACUGGAAGAAACAACACAUUUGAUUGGCUGUUGACAAUCCCACAUGCUCUCGUUAUGCGCAACUAGUUCUGCGCAUAACAGUGCGAAAUGGAAAACAAGAACGAAUAGAAACAAAUUAAACCUUACUGCAAUUGCCAGAAUGAUAUGGCAGUUAACAUGGUUAUCUCCCUUGCUGUUUUGCCUGUGUUGCCAUGGUUAUAACUGGAGCGAGCUGAAUCUUCCAGUCAGACACAUACCUUACUACUUCAACAACAAUCCUUAUAUUAAGGAUCUAUGCAAGGAAGAUGAUGAUUGCCCAUAUAAGAUGACACUUAAGAAGAAGAGGUGUUGGGGGUAUGAGAAAAAAUGUCCGGUUGAAAAUAGAAUGUCCGUACCAGAAUGCCCUGGUGAUAGCAGAGGAUGGGCAAACACAAAGGAGGACCAAAUAGAUCAAUUCUGGAAAGGUGCUGACUUUGGUUAUGUACAGGAGAGGAGGAAUGAAAUGAAAGCCUUUUGUGUUCCAAAAUCUCAGGAUGAUUCCAGCUUGGAAUGCUCAAAAUAUGCAAGAUAUUGCUAUGCAAAAAAUAUUUAUUUAGACUUUAGACAUGCAACUUUUACAGCUAAUGAAAAUUUUCAAGAAGAUUUUUUGUUAGAUGGUGAGAUAGGGGGACAUUGUGAACUCAAUAAACGUCUGCUUAAAGCGGAGGGAGAACAUAAAAGUCCUCUCCAAUCAUGGUUUGCAGAAGUUGAACAUUAUUCAUCUCUUCCAUUUAAACCAAUAAACAACGAAAACUGUGAUAUAAUUAUAGAUAAACCAGUGAUGUUUACGAAGCUGGAUGCAGGUGUGAAUAUGUUUCACCACUAUUGUGAUUUUAUUAAUUACUACACUAGUCAACAUGUCAACAAUUCAUUUAGUACAGAUAUAUACGUGAUUAACUGGGAUACAAGUCAGCGAAAUUAUUUUGAUUUAUUUAAAGAGACCUUUGAAGCUUUUACACAGCAUAAGAUGAAGUAUAUACGUGACUUUGAUGAUAAACGUGUGUGUAUAAAAGAAGCAAUGUUUCCACUAUUACCUAGGAUGAGAUGGGGAAUGUUUUAUAACAUGCCACUAAUACCUGGUUGCCAUGGCAGCAGCUUGUUUCAAGCAUUUUCAGCUCAUCUUGUCCACAGAUUACAUAUACCUCAGGAAGGUCCUCUUGAAAACAAAAUCAGGAUAACUAUUCUAUCAAGGAACACAAAAUAUAGAAAUAUUUUAAACCAAGAUAAGCUUUUGGCAGCCUUGAAAACUGUUGGUGAAUAUGAGGCAAGACUGGUAGUUUAUAGUCCCAAGGAAAUGCCAUUUUUGGAGCAAGUUAAGAUAUCACAUAACAGCGAUGUAUUUAUUGGAAUGCACGGUGCUGGUCUCACUCAUAUGCUGUAUCAACCAGACUGGGCGUCUGUUAUUGAAUUAUUUCAUUGUGGGGAUCCAAAUUGUUACCUUGACCUUGCCAGACUUCGAGGAUUGAAAUAUUUUACUUGGGAGAAGAUGGAGAAAUUAGUACAAGAAGAUGAGGGUCAUCAUCCACAAUUAGGAGCUCAUCAGAAGUUUACAAAUUAUGAAUUUGAUGAAGUGGAGUUCAUGAAACUUGUUGCCAAGGCAACUGAUCAUGUGAGAUCCCAUCCUGAUUUUAUACAAGCUAGAAAAUCUAAAUAUAACACUAUAAAGGACGAACUUUGAUGAUCAUUUAAGCAAUUUAGAAAUGAUUUUUUCUAGUCAGUUUUGACAGCUAUACCAGUUAAAUAUACAUGUAUAUUCUAAGUGCCAUGAUUUGUAGUAACAUUAUGUCUUUAUACAAAAAUGUAUGUGCCUUUUAUAUUUUUAAGCACUGAACAUUCCAUGUACAUCUAAUUAUUAUACAUGAGCUUGAAAAUAAAUUGAGUUAUUUUUA
Molecule: messenger RNA, 1924 nt
Organism: Ruditapes philippinarum (Manila clam)
Lineage: Eukaryota; Metazoa; Mollusca; Bivalvia; Venerida; Veneridae
Product: EGF domain-specific O-linked N-acetylglucosamine transferase-like
Exons: 17
Coding region: 61-1713 (550 amino acids)
Cellular component (GO): endoplasmic reticulum lumen
Molecular function (GO): protein N-acetylglucosaminyltransferase activity
Source: RefSeq, a predicted model, not a curated record